Messenger RNA from Psylliodes chrysocephalus, 897 nucleotides. The record is from the annotation of a GenBank genome assembly. NCBI's taxonomy places the organism in Eukaryota, Metazoa, Arthropoda, Insecta, Coleoptera, Chrysomelidae.
AUGUUAGGAAUGUUAGGAAUGUUAGGAAUGUUAGGAAUGUUAGGAAUGUUAGGAAUGUUAGGAAUGUUAGGAAUGUUAGGAAUGUUAGAAAUGUUAGGAAUGUUAGAAAUGUUAGAAAUGUUAGAAAUGUUAGAAAUGUUAGAAAUGUUAGAAAUGUUAGAAAUGUUAGAAAUGUUAGAAAUGUUAGAAAUGUUAGAAAUGUUAGAAAUGUUAGAAAUGUUAGAAAUGUUAGAAAUGUUAGAAAUGUUAGAAAUGUUAGAAAUGUUAGAAAUGUUAGAAAUGUUAGAAAUGUUAGAAAUGUUAGAAAUGUUAGAAAUGUUAGAAAUGUUAGAAAUGUUAGAAAUGUUAGAAAUGUUAGAAAUGUUAGAAAUGUUAGAAAUGUUAGAAAUGUUAGAAAUGUUAGAAAUGUUAGAAAUGUUAGAAAUGUUAGAAAUGUUAGAAAUGUUAGAAAUGUUAGAAAUGUUAGAAAUGUUAGAAAUGUUAGAAAUGUUAGAAAUGUUAGAAAUGUUAGAAAUGUUAGAAAUGUUAGAAAUGUUAGAAAUGUUAGAAAUGUUAGAAAUGUUAGAAAUGUUAGAAAUGUUAGAAAUGUUAGAAAUGUUAGAAAUGUUAGAAAUGUUAGAAAUGUUAGAAAUGUUAGAAAUGUUAGAAAUGUUAGAAAUGUUAGAAAUGUUAGAAAUGUUAGAAAUGUUAGAAAUGUUAGAAAUGUUAGAAAUGUUAGAAAUGUUAGAAAUGUUAGAAAUGUUAGAAAUGUUAGAAAUGUUAGAAAUGUUAGAAAUGUUAGAAAUGUUAGAAAUGUUAGAAAUGUUAGGAAUGUUAGAAAUGUUAGAAAUGUUAGAAAUGUUAGAAAUGUUAGAAAUUGUAUUGACAGAGUAUGACAGAUAUAAUUCUAAAUUCUAA